AUGUCCAUCCCAAAGAUCACCCUCUACACAAACCGCGGCUGCCCAUGGGCUCACCGCGCCCACAUCGCUCUCAAGGAAUCAGGACUAGACUACGAAGAAGUCACAAUCGACUUGACCAAGCCUCGUGAGCCGUGGUAUCUGGACGUGAACCCUCGCGGCCUUGUCCCAAGCUUGUCCUACAAUAACCAAAUAAUCACAGAAAGUGGCAUCGUAGCCCAAUUUCUUGCAGAUGCCCACCCCUCGCACCUCCUGCCACCCUCGGGACCGGCUGAAAACGCCCUCUACCGCGCUCGCGCGGCCUUCUUCAUUGAUGCGUUCUUUAGCAAGGUCAUUCCGCAUUUCUUUGCUAGUUUGAAGGCUGCAAAUGAGAGUGAGAGGGAUGAGGCUGCGACUGCUUUGGUUGAGGCUGUUGUCAAGGAGGUUGAGCCUUUGCUUGAGGAUGGGAAGGGGCCUUUCUUUGGGGGGAGUGAGAGGUUGACUAUUGCUGAGGUUCAAUCAGGAUCCUUCCUGCUUCGCAUCCUUGGCUUUGCUAAGCCUGAGCAUGGCCUUGUUAGUGCCAAGUUACCUGCUUUGUUGGAGCGGGCGCCGCGCUUUAAGCGGUGGGCUGAGGCUACUGUUGCUCAUGAGAGUGUUAAUUUCAUUUGGGAUGAGAAGGCGGUUGCUGAUAAGAUGCGGGCUAAGUUUGCGCCUAAAUAG
Molecule: messenger RNA, 696 nt
Organism: Penicillium antarcticum
Lineage: Eukaryota; Fungi; Ascomycota; Eurotiomycetes; Eurotiales; Aspergillaceae
Product: glutathione S-transferase family protein
Exons: 3
Coding region: 1-696 (231 amino acids)
Cellular component (GO): cytoplasm
Source: RefSeq, a predicted model, not a curated record